GUGACAGCCGACAGGUGGUACACCUGAACCGAGAAAGAAAGCCAAAGAAGACAUUUUCAUGUUUGUGUUUCGAAUUCUCCUCCUUCAAGAAAUACACUUCCAUCAAUUCCAUCAAUGGUGUGAAAAUUGCUGAUAAUUUUUGUGCAAGUAAUUUUGGUUUUGAAAAGAUAGGAGGCAGACUGUUUUCAUUGUAAGUGUAUUGUAAAUUUUAAUCUCGUUGAAAAUGAAGUUAUGAGUUAACUUUUGCUCUGUAGCAAAUUGAAAGCGGUAGUAAAAGUACGUCAUCGGGGGGCAGAAAAGAUACUAGGGUAGAAAAGAUACAAUGAAUUCUGAUUCAUCCUUAGAAUAUCCAGUGAAAAGUGAGCCCGUAGAUCCAUUAUCACUCUCUCCAGAUGAUUUGGGUGGCUGUGUUGAGCCCAUUAAUGAUGGCUCUUCAUGUAUGGAGCCAAGCGUGGAAGUCAAGAAAGAGAUAGAAACAUGUGAGUCAAGUAAAGAUGAUGGUAAAUGUUCUCGUGAAAUUGAUGCUGCAGUGAAAGAGGACAAUGUAGUACCUUGGAGCAAGAUAUAUAUAAAAGAAGAAUCCUGCAGCAAUGAGAUUAAGAGAGAAGAAAUGGGAAGAUCUUCAAGUGACGGAAGUAAAACUGAUUGUUCACAGGAAAAUUUUUAUUGGGAACCAGAGAUAAUUCAUACAAAUGAGAAAUACGUCCAAAAAAUUAACAGAAAAAAAUCUCUUGGUUCUAAAAGAGUUUCUAAAACUCCCAAGUAUACCAAAGAGUGCAGUGAUUGUGGAAAAAUAUUUACUCAGCAAAGUCUUUAUAUUAGACAUAUGAGGAUUCACACUGGAGAAAAGCCGUUUAAGUGCAAUGAUUGUGGAAAAGCAUUUUCUCUUAAAAUUAAUCUCGACACACAUUUGAGGGUUCAUACAGGAGAAAAGCCAUUCAGCUGCAAUGACUGUGGGAAAGCAUUUUCGGUGAAAAGUCAUCUUAACAGACAUAGCAAAAUUCAUACUGGAGAGCAGCCCUUCAAGUGCAGGUAUUGUGAGAAAGCUUUUUCUCAGAAAAGUCAUCUUAACACUCAUAUGUGGAAACACACUGGUGAAAAGCCAUUUAAGUGCACUGAAUGUGGGAAAGCCUUUUCUCAGAAAAGUCAACUUAACACUCAUUUGUUGAAUCAUGCAGGAGAAAAGCCGUUUAAGUGCACUGAGUGUGGGAGAGCAUUUUCUGAUAAAAACGUACUUAGCAAGCAUUUAAGGAUUCAUGCUGAAGAAAAACCUUUCAAGUGCAAUGACUGUGGGAAAGAAUUUUCUCGUAAAGUUAAUCUGGACACACAUUUGUGGAUUCACACGGGAGAAAAGCCAUUCAAGUGCAAUGAGUGUGGAAAGGCAUUUUCUCGUAAAAUUAACCUGGACACACAUUUGUGGAGCCACACCGGAGAAACUCCAUUUAAGUGCGAUGACUGCGGGAAAUUCUUUUCUCAUAAAAGUAAACUUAACAAACAUUCGAGGAUUCACACCAAAGAGAAAGCUUAUCUCUGUAAUAACUGUGGGAAAGCAUUUUCUCAGAAAAGUAAUCUUAACAGUCAUUACAGGAUCCACACAGGAGAGAAGCCCUUCAAAUGCAAUGACUGUGGUAAAGCAUUCUCACAUCCAUCAAGUUUAAGAAAACAUUGCAUGAUUCACACUAGAGAGAAGCCCUUUGAGUGCAGUAACUGUGGGAAAGCAUUUUCUCAGGAAAGUCAACUUAACAGUCAUUUGUGUAAUCGCCCUGGAGAAAUGCCAUUUAUUAGCAAUGAUCUUAGGAAGGCAUUUUCUAUGACAUCUGCUCUUAGUAUACAUUUAAAGCUUCACAGUGGAGAGAAACCAGUUAAUUAACAAGAUUAUGGGAGUUUAUUUUCUCAGAAAGGUACAGUACAUAGUGGUAACAAUCAUUUAAGGCUACAGACAAACCAUAGGAAUUUAGAUGUUCUUAGGGGAGAAAUGUCUUACCAACCAUGUAAGACUAUGCAGUGAACUUAUCUGUAUUAUUACAAUCAAAGCUGCAAACCUAGUUUGAAAAUCAGAAUGCUACUGGUAUUCAGAAUAUUGAUUUUCUGUAGUUGAGGAAACAAAGAAAGGAUUAGUUUAUUAAAAGUUAAUUUGAAAAACAAGAAUGAGGGAUAUUUAGUUUUUCAGUGCUCAGCUUUAUUGUCAAGCAUAGCAGCCAAAAGGUUGCCUUUUUUACUGGACAGUGAGUGACGAGAGCCAGCUAGUUUAAGAAAAGGAUGAGCAUUUAGAUUAUACCACACCUAAAGAUACAAUUUGAUAGGAGCUCGCUAUUUAAGUUGCCGAGUUGCACCAGAAAGAGUUUCUUUCACAGUAUGAUUUUGUUCUUAUUCAGCUGAAGCAUAAACACACUGAACCACUGGGUACAAGGCUCCUGUUUCUUCAAGUAGCACAUCCACAUGGCAUCAAGCUUUGACUUAGAUAAAUGAUAAUUCAUCUACCAAGUAGGGGUUCACCUAAUCUGUAUACAAAUCUUAGUCUUUUUCAAGGAACAAGAAAGGUAACUAACUAAUACAACUGUGACUAAUUCAGAAAUGAAAUAUCAUCAAAAUUCCUUUCAAGUCUGCUUGAGAUUUAAUACAUUUACAAGCGUAGGACACAUCCAGGACAAUUUGUUCAGUUUUAAUCAUGAUCAGAAGUCUCAAUUUGGAGGACAUGCAGUACUAGUUAUUAAACCAGGGGAACUGCUAAAUACUAGUUUCAAACAGUUACCAGACGUGUGUACAACCUUAUAUAUAAUUUGUUCUCUGUCAGAUUCAAAAGUAAAGUCAAAAGCCUUUGAGCCAUGGCUCUCAUUAGGAGAAAUAAUUUAUUUCCUAUUGUGACCAAUGAAAACACCCAUAAAUACAAAAGAAGCCUCUGUCAUCUUCAUGUGUCUUAGGCAUGGUGAUGAGAAAACAGUAAAAUAUAAUCAUCUAAGUCUAGUUUGCAAGAAAUCUAACACACAUGAAAGUUAUGCUAGAUUGCAGUAGAUGGAACAAAGUGAAAUCUGUUAUGCCUGCCAAAACAUUUAUAAUUUGGACUUCAUGGCACCACAUUCAUAAUGGAUCUUGCAGUAACUACAGAUUACACAGUAACUACUUCUUUUCUCUGUGUACUCUGCAAAGUUGCAGAGAAGAUUAUUUUCAAGCCAUUUUACAAUUUUUGUGUGGAAUCCAAACAAUUGCUAGCUGAUAGUCAGUAAGCAUAGAGGAAGUAGUUAGGUACCUGCGAUGCUAUUUUAGAUUUGACAUGACAUUUGCAAGAAAACCUCGAUAAGGGUUUUGAGUGUAGAGUAAAUUUAAUAGAUUUUAGUGCUGCUUUCGAUUUAGAAGAUCAUAGCACUUAUGUAUAAACUUCGGAAUCAUGGAGUGGGUGGUUAUACUAUAUUAGGAUUACUUCAAGAUUUCCUUACAAGUAGGCAGCAGCAAGUUGCUGUUGAUGGGAUUUUUAGCAAACCUGUUGUCUCUGGUGUUCCACAGGGUAGUGUUCGUGGUCCUCUGUUAUUUUUUGUGUAUACAAGUAAUAUGGUGGUUGGCCCAUAUACAAAAAUGUUCAGUAUGCCAAUGAUGCCGCACUUGUGGGUGCAGUAAAAUCUCUGCUGAGAAAUGAAGCUGCUCUUAGUCUGACUUGUGACAUGGAGCGUAUUAGUGAAUUGUGUAUGUAGUAGGUUUGGAAUGAGGUUGAACUCCAGUAAAACAAAAACGCUAUUGAAUAUUAGAUCCCAUACUGAUUUUCCAUCCCAUCCUUCCCAUGAGGUGGAUGUAACCACACUAAAUGAGUCUGAAUCUAUAACUAUACUUGGUGUAACUUAUGACUUGCAUCUUACUUUUUAUACAUCCAAUGUAAAUGUCAGCAGAUGCUACAUGGAAGAAAGGUCUUUACAUAAGGCCUCAUAUUUAUAAUAGUGAUAAAUCACUGCAACCUGUUUUAGGUCAUUUGUGCUUCCUUUACUAGAGUACAGGUCUCCCGUGUGGAUAUUUGCUUCUGCCAGAGAUUUAUCUCUUAGACAGAGUAGUUCAUGGUGGUAAUUUUCUGCUUCCUAACAUUAGCAGUUAUAACUUGGACCAUCAGCGGAUGGUCUUUUUUUAAAAUUUUUUUUUUCAAAAGUUGUAUUUUAACAAAAAUGAUUCACAUUCAAGAUUGAUCCCUGAUUCUCUGUUCCUGUUGAGAGCAAUUAGAUUUGUUGAACAGCAGCACCAAUAUGCAAUAAUUGUACCCCACUGUCAAACUUUUCAGUUCCAGAGGUCCUUUAUUCCUCACACCAUUGGAUAGUGGAACAGUCUGCCUGAGGAUGCUCUGCUAUUGGAACCUCAAAGUUCAACCAAAGAGGCAAUUCAUUAGUAACCUUAGCAAUUCUCCUUGUAUUUUGUUAUUUACUAUUUUUGUUUAUCUUAUUCUACUUUUGUAAUUUUUUUUUUCUCUAAUAACUGAUCUCUUCCGUCUGUAUUUCUUAUUAUGUACCUUCUGUUACUUCUUUCAAAUGAACACCAUAUUCUUUGGAAGCUUGAAUUUCAAGUCAAGUCCCUGUGGGCUUGAUUCAAAUGAAUAGGUUUCAUUUGAAUAAUAAUAAUGGUACAGGAAGCUGCCAUCUUCCGUGCCUUUGGAUUGCUGUUAUGGUUGAACAAUAAUGGUUACUCAAAGCCUGGAAUGAGGGGCUCCAAUAAGGGCCUCAUUUGAGAAACUGAAAUUCAUGUGCACAGUACAAAGUCCUACUGUUUUGAGGCAACCACUAAAAUUACUUUGUAUUUCGUGAAUGUUGCAGUACAUCACAUGACAUAUAAGUGAGGUCAAGAGAACACAAUUGAGGUCUUGAGUGCACAAGUAAAGGAUUUUGUUCAACCUCACCAAAUAGUAUAAAGUCUAUAAAAAUGUUCUGUACUUUAAAACAAACUUAAGAAUGAUGAUAACAGUAUCAUUAUGAACAAGAACAUGUGUAUAAAAAUGGUCAUCAGAAUCCUUUCAAAAGAUAAUCAAAUGUCAGAAACAAUGGCCAGCAUGUUGUAGCCAACACAUCAUGACAAGCAAGUUACCUUUCAGGAUAUCCACAUUGACUUUCAGAAGAUCCUUAGCUCUUUUAAGGUUCCUCAACACUUCCUCUUCAAAAAUGAGGCUAAGAUGUUUUUUUUUUUCUGACAUAAAUAUUGGCAAGAAAUAUACAUAUGUAUGAAUGAGAACAUGGACAGAACUAGGAAUUGUGAUUGCCCACUGAUUUAACAACUUCAGUGAAGGUUGACAUGGUGAGAAGCAGUUGGGUAAGUUUAUAUGAAGUCAUCAGGCUUCAGUCUGAUGUUGAAGUUAUAGAAUCAGUUGGUAAAAUGUACAUGAAAUGUUACAUGAAAUUAAUAUAUGUAUAUGUUUUAAGAAGUGUUACUUCAUGAGUGCUAGUCUUUGUGGGAGCACAAGCCUCCAGAAUACAACAGAUCACAUUGUCGAUGUGAUUUCUCUUUAAUAGAAAGAGGAAAUAGGCCCAUAGGCCCAGGUUUCUAGAGGAUUAUGACUGGUCAAGAGGUAUAGCCUACUUCUGAAACAUUGAGGAAGUUAGGAAUGUAAGACCGAAAAAAAUGACCAAGGUUUUGUAUUUCAUGUGCUAGAACAUAUAAGAUGUCUUGUUCAUGUAUACUAUUAUUAAAUUAUUUAGUGUUUAUUUAAUGCUUUGUGUUGUGAUGGUGUUGUACUUUAGGAUGUUGAUUAAAAUAUUUUUAUACCCA
Molecule: messenger RNA, 5730 nt
Organism: Macrobrachium nipponense
Lineage: Eukaryota; Metazoa; Arthropoda; Malacostraca; Decapoda; Palaemonidae
Product: zinc finger protein OZF-like
Exons: 2
Coding region: 323-1870 (515 amino acids)
Source: RefSeq, a predicted model, not a curated record